UCUCUCUGGUCCAUCUUUGUCAAAGUCCCUCAAUUUAUUGAUUUCUAAUGUCGUUUCUACAAACCGUGUUUUUAUUUUGCAGAUGAUGAUAGAUAUAUAGGAGACGGAAUUCUUGAAUUGGUUCUACAAACAAUGCGAACGAACUCCUAAUCUUUUGUGUGGAUCUAUAAAAAAAAUAUUGUGUUGUGUGCAUAAAUAUGGAUGCCUCGCGGGUAGAAGGAUGUUCUUCCUCUUCCGUACCCAUCUCAACACAAUGGGUAUAUGACGUUUUCGUGAGUUUCAGAGGUGCCGAUACUCGUAAAAAGUUUACCAGCCAUCUGUUUGCUGCGUUAGAGAACAAUGGUUUUCGCACAUUCAGGGACGACAAAGAGCUCGAAAGAGGAGAAUUUAUUAGCGAUGGACUACUGAAAGCAAUUGAGGGUUCCCGAAUUUCUUUAAUAGUGUUCUCAAAAGACUAUGUUGGGUCGAGGUGGUGCCUUGAUGAACUUGUGAAGAUCAUGGAUUGCAGGGAGACUUUUAAACAGAUUGUUGUGCCCAUCUUUUAUGAUGUUGUUCCAUCCGACGUGCGGAAGCAGACGGGGGCUCUUCAAGAUGCAUUUGCCAACCACAAAAAACAUCUUAGAGAGGAACCAGAUGGCAAGGUGGAAAAGUGGAGGGGAGCUCUUACUAAAGCUGCCAAUUUGUCAGGUCGACACUUGCUGAAUGACGGAGAUGAAGCAGAGUUAAUUAAGAUGAUCAUUGAAGAUGUUAGAAAAGUAAAUCCAACACAUCUAAAUGUUCCAGACCGCCAAGUUGGACUAGACCCACUA
Messenger RNA from Rhododendron vialii, 809 nucleotides. RefSeq names its product TMV resistance protein N-like. NCBI's taxonomy places the organism in Eukaryota, Viridiplantae, Streptophyta, Magnoliopsida, Ericales, Ericaceae. The record is from RefSeq and is a predicted model, not a curated record. The transcript has 3 exons. Gene Ontology annotation, biological process: signal transduction. The annotation marks the transcript as partial.